ACAUAACUUCUGUCAAGAUGCUACAUAACUUUUAGCAGAAAUCCAAUCGAAUUGAAUUAUUUACCGGAUGAGGCGAAUUGGCAGCAUUUUUGCCUCAUUUCAGCUGGGUUAAAUAAGGACAGGAAUAGAAAGAAUGCAACAUGUGGCAGUUUUACAGUGAAUGACGCUCGGGUGUAUGGAGAGACAGCCAGUCGGGGCUGGUGUGCUGCACAUCCCGCAGCAUGGAGAGCGAUGAGGAAAAUUUAGAGGAGCUGGUGGAAGGUCCAUUGGAUGACGAUGGUCAGCCCCAUGGUUUCUGCACUCUGACCUACUCAUCCAGUGAUCGUUUUGAGGGACACUUCACCCAUGGAGAGAAGAAUGGAAGGGGCAAGUUCUUCUUCUUUGAUGGAAGUACCCUGGAGGGUUUCUAUGUAGAUGAUGCUCUACAGGGCCACGGGGUGUACACGUAUGAAGAUGGCAGUGUUCUCAAUGGAACGUAUGUGGAUGGGGAGCUCAAUGGGCUUGCUCAGGAGUUUGAUGGAGAGGGCUGUCUGGUUUUCAAGGGCCAGUAUAAAGACAACAACCGCUGUGGGGAGUGCUGGGUCUCCUACCCUGAUGGGGGCUGUGUGUUUGGUAAGGUGAAUGAGGAGGGGGAGAUGACCGGUGAAUCUGUAGCGUACAUCUACCCAGACGGACACACAGCUCUCUUUGGAAACUUUGUGGAUGGCGACCUCGUUGAGGCUCGCCUUGCCAGUCUGAUCUCCUGCGAGACUGGAAAGUCAUGCUUUGAUGUCCCACCAAACAGUCCUGUGUACUCGUAUGACAGGUCCACAUCCACCUGCAUUGCCACUCAUACUUUGCUUCCUGACCCGUAUGAAAGCAAAAGGGUGUUUGUGGCAUCAUCAAUGAUUAAAGGAGCCGGACAGGGCUUGUUUGCCAAGACAGAUGCCAAAUCGGACACUGUGAUGGCUUUUUAUAACGGAGUACGCAUUACACACUCUGAGGUCGACAGCAGAGACUGGGCCCUGAAUGGAAACACCAUCUCACUGGAUGAGGACACUGUGAUUGAUGUCCCUCAGCCACUGGACCAGACGGAGAGAUACUGUGCCUCUCUGGGUCACAAGGCAAACCACUCCUUCACCCCUAACUGCAAAUAUGACCCGUUUGUCCAUCCCCGUUUUGGGCCAAUCAAGUGCAUCCGAACAUUGAGGGCUGUGCAGAAAGACGAGGAGUUAACUGUUGCUUAUGGCUAUGAUCAUGGGCAGACUGGGACGAAUGUUCCAGAGGCUCCUGAUUGGUACAAGCAGCAAUUGGAAGUGUUUCAGCAGAGAAAGGUUGCUGCUACUGGCCAAUGAGAAUGCAGACGAUUACCUCUGGAAAAUGUUGUGUGUGAUAAAACCUUACAAGACUCUUGGAGAUUUAUGGCACUUGGUAUCCUGUGCAGCUGCAAAACACUUUGGAUAUUUGAAGAGAUACUAUGCUUUUGUAAGUUGUAUUCAUGUGGCAUACUGCUUUAGCAAUUCAGUAUGAUCGGAGGCCUUGGAGGUCCAGGGCGACACACGAACUAUGCAAUAAACAAUUGUAAUAUUACAUUCAGUAGCUGGAUGUGCUGAUAUGCCCUUUUUUUACUGUCCUCUACAUCACAUAUUACACAUAUAGGGAUGAUUUACCUGCUGAUGAUUGAUUGUAAAUUCAGGGUGUGACAAAUUAAUGUUUUUCAGUUUUCCCUAUCUGCACAUAACUCUGUCAUAAAUACUGUUUUUAUGAUGUAUUUAUCAUAUCUAUUUAAACUGUUAAGCUUACACAAUUGAAUUUAUUCAUCUGGCCGCAUGCAGACAAAACUGCAAAAGUUUUAGACACUUUAGGUGUAAAUUGUUCUCCGCCAUCAGUCCCAUUAGGAGGUUUGGAUUUUGUCAGAUUCCAUGUACAGCAUCACAACAAGCCCAGUCACAGUCAUACAGAACCAUGUUAAGAGACAAAACAAGAUAAGGAGUCCUGCAGCAGAUGGUCCGGUCUGGUCCCACAGACGUUGGUGUAAAGAUAAAAGGUGGUCAGACCAAAUGUUGAUUUAAUUCAGCUUUCUCUUUUUACUGCACACACGUGAAGUUAAAUGAUAAACAGGCUUACACAAUGCUUAUUUUAUAUACAGUAUAUAUUAAGGUAACUAUAAUAUCUGAAAUUGGUUAUGUAUUGUAUUUUCUGGCAGUAGUACAUUAUAUACUGUAUGUUAGCCUAUUCCACUUUUCUAACCCAAUUGUCUGUGUUAAGACGCUUCAAAAUAAAGUC
Molecule: messenger RNA, 2265 nt
Organism: Limanda limanda (common dab)
Lineage: Eukaryota; Metazoa; Chordata; Actinopteri; Pleuronectiformes; Pleuronectidae
Gene: setd7
Product: SET domain containing 7, histone lysine methyltransferase
Exons: 8
Coding region: 222-1334 (370 amino acids)
Biological process (GO): regulation of DNA-templated transcription
Cellular component (GO): chromosome
Molecular function (GO): protein binding; histone H3K4 monomethyltransferase activity
Source: RefSeq, a predicted model, not a curated record